UCCCUUCAUUCUCAUUAUUUGAUUCUUGACAAAAUCAAAUUAAAAAGAAACCAAAGCAAAGCUUCUUUCUUUCUUGCCUUUUGCUUUCCUUUUACGAACCUUAAACAACGCCCGCAUAAAUCCAAACACUAAAGCCCAAUCCCUUUUUCACGAUUGCAAUUAAUCUCUCAGAUUCAGAUGCUAGUUCAACUGAUCACGAAGCUGGCAUUUCCCCUUUCUCAGAAUGCCUUUCUAGCAUAAAUCUGCAACCACAAUUGCGGAGGCCUUUAUUUCUCCCUUUCCCCAAAUUCGUCAAUUCGGAAGCAAAAUGCAAACAGGGAAUUCCGGUGAAGUGCGAUCGGGCGUUGGAGCAGCAGAUACUCGAGGGAAGCACAGGAUAUCUGCUGAAUUGAAGAGGCUCGAGCAAGAAAUUCGUUUCUUGGAGGAAGAACUGGAACAACUUGAGAAAAUGGAGAACGCCUCGGCUGCUUGCAAAGAGAUGCUAAUCAACAUCGAAACAAGACCAGAUCCUUUACUCCCAGAGACCAUCGGGCCAAUAAAUCCGACCUGGGACAGAUGGUUUGAAGGUCCACAGGAGUCUUCCGGCUGCAGGUGCUGGAUACUGUGAUAUCUUGCCACGAAAUCGAGCCCUAAACAUGAGCUUCGUCUUAUAACCAGCAACGACAUCAACACCAGACCGUUCGUUCGAUGCAGAGUGACCGAUUACCCCCAAAACAGCAAUGCCCUCCGACUGACAUGUUUAAAAAUGUAUGAAACAGACAAAGAUGCAAUUUUUCAACCUCAAUUCAUUUCCCAAAGCUCUAUUUGAUCGAAUGUUAGCCUCACUGUAUUUAUUGCCUUGUUUCUGUUUUACUUCAUUCUGUGUGUUCAGCUUCAGCUUAUCUUGCAACCUAAAUUAAUUAGGUCAUAAUUUGUUGAGUACUAUAUAAUUACAUUUACAUGCAAUUAAUCAUAUUUAAUUUUAAUUAUUACAUUUGUUUGCUUAUAAAAAUCUCAGAGCCACGAAUUCUUGAACUCCACUCUUCUCUGCAUGAACUCCACGUGUUUUCCCUAAUUGCCACCUUCACACACACUAUCUAUAUCUAUUUUUCUCUUUGCAAAACCUAAACCAAAAUCCAUCACCCUAAGCUACUCAAAAAAAUAAAAUGUCUACAAUUUUGGGUUCAAUCUCAUCAAAUUUCUUCAAGAAAAGCAUCCCACUCUAUGCUUCAAUCUCAAAUAACACUCUACAAUUCCAUGCAUUUCCAAAGCAAAAUUUCCCUUUACCUUUACUCCGGGUUGCUCAUGACCCGACAUACAUACCCGGAACUUCACCGCCGGAGAUCCCCACGGCCCCGCCGACGCACGAUCCCGGCUUCCCGUCCGAGGUGCCACGCCGCCACGACGUUCCCGAUUUCGUCCCAAAUUCCCCUCAGGAAGAACCCGUCCCGUCCGGGCCCGGUUCCCCGAAGCCCGAAGUGCCACCGCCACCGGGGGAGCCCGAGGUGGUCCCCCCUCAUGGGCCCGAAAUCACACCCCCGGAGCCCGGCCCGCCACAGCCGACCCGGCCCGAUAUUCCACCUCCCAUCAUGGGCUCAAAUGGGCUUGCUUUUUACUAAUAAAAGAUGGUGUGUAUUGUAAUUGAUGUUUAUUUAUUAAGUUUUGUUAUAUGUAUAUUUAAAUUUGCUAA
Molecule: messenger RNA, 1669 nt
Organism: Salvia hispanica
Lineage: Eukaryota; Viridiplantae; Streptophyta; Magnoliopsida; Lamiales; Lamiaceae
Product: guanine nucleotide-binding protein subunit gamma 2-like
Biological process (GO): G protein-coupled receptor signaling pathway
Source: RefSeq, a predicted model, not a curated record